GGAUUUGCGGGUCAGUGAUUGGCUGAGAGCGGCGGCUGGCCUGUCACGUGGGGGGUGGGGAGGAGGCUGUUGGGAGCGCGCGAGACACGGAGAGAGCGAAGACACCGGGGCCGCGGCAAUGAAGCCCAACCAGGUGGAGAUUCUGGACGCAAGAACCAAGGAGAAGCUCUGCUUCCUGGAGAAGGUAGAGCCAAAUGCCACUAUCGGGGAGAUCAAGGCUAUGUUCCAUAAAAUCCACACUCAUUGGUACCCUGCCAGGCAGUCCAUCAGGCUGGAUCCCAAGGGGGCAAUGCUGAAGGAUGAGGAUAUACUACAGAAUCUGCCCGUUGGUACAACCGCUACUCUGUACUUCAAGGACCUGGGGGCUCAGAUUGGAUGGGUCACGGUGUUUCUGACGGAGUACGCAGGGCCGCUCCUCAUCUAUCUCCUCUUCUAUUUCCGACUCCCGUUCAUCUACGGCAAUAAACAUGCCUUCACUUCCAGCCCCUACUCUGUCGUGCACCUGGCCUGUGCCUGUCAUUCCUUCCACUACAUCAAGAGGCUGCUGGAGACGCUGUUUGUCCAUCGCUUCUCCCACGGGACGAUGCCCUUUCGGAAUAUAUUUAAGAAUUGCACCUACUAUUGGGGUUUCGCAGCCUGGCUGGCGUAUUACAUCAACCACCCGCUCUACACCCCUCCCGGUGAGAUACAGCGCACACUCCUGGUGGGGCUGUGAGGCCUGGGUAGGCAAGAGCCAGCAAUUGACAAGACAUCUGCAGGAGCCCCAGUAUAACAACCUCCUCCACAGUCACAGGAAACAUUACCCGUUUAGUUAGUCGGAACAGAAUACAUUCAGCGGCACAGGAAUGAUUUGUCUGCAGGACUAUUUGUACAUCGACUAUUCGAAAAG
Molecule: messenger RNA, 889 nt
Organism: Callorhinchus milii (elephant shark)
Lineage: Eukaryota; Metazoa; Chordata; Chondrichthyes; Chimaeriformes; Callorhinchidae
Product: very-long-chain enoyl-CoA reductase
Exons: 8
Coding region: 119-715 (198 amino acids)
Biological process (GO): very long-chain fatty acid biosynthetic process
Molecular function (GO): oxidoreductase activity
Source: RefSeq, a predicted model, not a curated record